Molecule: messenger RNA, 971 nt
Organism: Cuscuta europaea
Lineage: Eukaryota; Viridiplantae; Streptophyta; Magnoliopsida; Solanales; Convolvulaceae
Source: the annotation of a GenBank genome assembly
GAUUGAACAUGGAUUUCUCCCAUGUUCAGUCACUUUACCCCUUCCCAACUCCACAAAUGUCGGAAGAAGAUUUCAAGGUCUUUCACGGCAUUGAUAGAAUGCUCUUCACACGGCUAGUCAUCGGACUGGGGCGUGACCCCGCCGAGUCCAUCCAACUCAUGGCGUUCUUGUUGUGGCUGGAACGCACCGCCCGGAACGGCGUCCAUUUGGUUGACCAGGUCUUGAGUCUGCCGCCGCAGUCGGUCAACGAGGUGGCGGAUGAGGCGGCGUUGUGUCUGAAAUGCAUCGAGAACGAGCAUUUCCCCGUCGUCUUCGUGGCUCCCACCCUCACCAAGAUGAUCAGCAGCCUUGUUAGCCCCGUUGACCUCCGCCGCAACCGGGUCAACGUUCUUCGCGGGGUCAACAAAUGUGUCAACGAAGUGUGCUUUAGGGCUUUCGAUGACAUCCUACGUUUGCAUCGGUUAUCCGCGGGAGCGGCUCCGACCGCCGUCGUUUCUGGACCCAUGCAGGUGGGGUCCACUCGUGUGUCUAGCCCUACUAAGAAAGGGGAAGUAAUGGAGGAUAAGGAUAGAGCAGUAGGGGAGGGUGGAGGAGUGCAUCCCGAUGAGAGGACCAUCUUCUUGACCUUCUCUAAGGGAUACCCUAUUUCUGAGCAAGAAGUGGCCGAUUUCUUUUCUAGGAAAUUCGGUGAUAGCAUAGAGUCAAUUCAGAUGCAAGAGGUGGCGUCGGGCGAACAAGUUUUGUACUCAAAACUGGUGGCGCGAUCACUACGUGCACUUGAGACCAUAGUGCGCGGCGGCAGAGCUAAGUAUAACAUCAACGGUAAACAUGUCUGGGCUCGCAAGUACAUCAAAAAGAAGAGCUCUUCCACUAAUAAAAAUUCUCCGUCAUCACCGCCGAUAACGGCGGCCGCCGCUUUUUCCUCGAACCCCUGAUGAUUUCAUUUCACACUACAAUUUCUUGUAUUAAUG